AACGCCGUAACGUCGCGACGUCUGGAUACCGCCUCUUUUCCCUACGAUACCGUCUCCAGCAAAACCGUGAAACGCAAUAUUGAAAAAUGAGACACCGAUUUGACGCAGUAAAAAACCAUCUUGCGAGAUCAGCGCCGCUCCGUAUCGCUCCGGUUGCCGCACGGCCACGGCCGCAAGUAUAGCGGAUCCCGCGAGAAGGAAGACGAAUGUAACGGACGCGGUGCAUUUUUGGCGAGAGAAUAGCUUCGCCGAAUCAGUGCGGUCUCAAGCCGCAAGUGACUACGAUGUCAAAGUGAUCUUUGCAAUUGAUCGAACGACAGACGUGUGUCAUCCAUCAUGCAGAGACCUGGACUGCAGUUCGUGACUUUGCUGUUAUCCUCGUGGAUAGUGAUAGGGAUAUCAGUGGUCUCAGGACUUUACUUCCCGCAAUCGAACCUCAUUCUAAAGUUUCCGCACUCGGCUCGAUACGGCGAGAUCAAAUUAAUCGGCCUUAGGACCCUUCGGAACGACUCCAGUGCACCGCAGAACGUGGAGUAUCAGAUUCUCAUGCCGCGGGACGAGUCUGUAAUUUAUCUCAAAAAUACGAGCGUCAUGCUGCGGAGUCUUCCGAAAAAUGGCGUCCUCAAUGUCGUUAUCAAAGCGACGGAAAAGAAUUUUGGUGAAGCGGUGCUGGAAAUGAAAGUGCAAGCAGUACCGGUGACAGGCAAAACAAUCAAUUGUGCAGAUUUCAUGCAGGACAUGUGCUUCUGGGACACGUCGAGAUACAAGAUUUAUGAGAAUCAACCGGUCACCAUGAUUGGCAUGUUCGGCCCGGAGGCAUACAGCCACGUAUGCCCCGAAUUUCCCGUCACCAGAUAUGAAUUAUUGAAUGGAACGGACUAUUUUCACGUAGUCGACGGUAAGUUAUUUGCGAACGCAUCCUUAGACCGAGAUGUUAUCGGACCUCCGGCAGGACCUGGACCUCACGUCAAGAUUCACGUGAGAUGUGUCGUUUGGGAAGAAAAGACCGGGAUGCAGCACGUGCAAACGGACGUCCUCGCCAUCGACGUCCUGGACGAGGACGACAAUCCUCCGAUGGUGCAAGGGGAGACUUCCAUCGCUAUAACACUCGAGGAAUUCUCCAAGGAUUCUAGAUUGGUAGACGAGAAUCGUUUGGUCCUGACGGAUGUGGAUGCGGUGACCAGCAACCAGUACAGCAUUCGCCUGCUCAAUGACACCGCCAACGCAUUGAAUAUGAGUCACAACAUUCUGCCGAUCGAGCAUCACACGCGCCCGAAUGAAGCGCCUUCCACUGGCAUAUUUCCCAUGAUCUACGCCAAGAAGACGCUGCUGCCGAAAUCGCCGUAUCGCGUAAUUCUUCAGGUCACGGAUGAGUCGCUUCUCCCGGGAUACGGGGCAAAUUCGGUAAACAUCAGCAUAACUUUCUCGGGGCCGGUGCAUCAGUCGUUAACAACCGUGACACCACCAACUGUCGCCUCGUUCUCGUAUCCGUCGAAUGUGAAGAUAGCCCGGAUUUCGCCCAAGUAUCUACGCGUGGCGAGACCGAGCGUGAAGCCGCAUCCUUCGAUAACUUUCGUCCUGAACGGCUCGAGUGCCUUCAACGUCACCGAGCAGGACGGCAUCGUUUACGUGUCCGAUGAAACUAAGCUACGAUCUGAGCCCAACAGCGUUCAACUGAAAUUAAGAUGGAUCGGAGCAAACGGUACCGCGACGACCAAGACGCUGCGAGUGAAUCUGGUUGACGUAUCACCAUCGAAGAUCGUCACGUGCGGGCAAUCGGCUCAAGAGGAGACGCACUCAUGCGCGAACGCGGACACGCGCGAGGAAUGCGAAAAAUCCUGCGGAGUCGGCAGCGGAGUCCUUAGCAAGGGCAGUUUUAUCGGCCGAUGCGUUUGGAGAGGCAACAACACUGCUCACAUGUCGAAAUAUUAUUCCACCUGUUCUCCGAAUCUGUUGUUCUGUCCGGACAACGAAUGCGACGAACUGGAGCGCACCGUUCCGCACAUCUGUCCGCAAGACUGCAUCAACGAAUUUUGCGUGGAAUUCCAGCCGGACCCGAAGUGGGAAUUUCCACGAUCGCUCCUGAAAAUCGAACAGGUGCUGGGCGAGGGUGAGUUCGGGCGCGUUUUGCGCGCCAAAGCCAUGAACAUCGGUGGGAUCCCCGGUCCCACGACCGUCGCGGUGAAGACUCUGAAGGAGGACGCGUGCACCUCCGAACUGGCGGAUCUGCUGUCCGAGUAUCAGCUGUUGAAGGAAGCGCAGCAUCCGAACGUGAUUCGAUUGCUGGGCGCUUGCACGACACCGCCGGGCGCGCCCGUCUAUCUCAUCAUCGAAUUCGCCGAAUUCGGCUCCUUACGAAACUAUCUGAGGCGCAGCCGGCACUUGGAGUCAGAGAGUAGAAUGCUCGCACCGACGUCUCUGCUUUCCACCUCGCCGAUCAACGCCAGCGAGGAAUCGCAAUGCAGCGAUAAUGCAUUGGACUAUACUAUAACGCCACGUGAUAUCCUCUCGUUCGCCUGGCAAAUAAGCAAAGGGAUGGCAUACCUGACCGACAUCAAGUUGGUGCAUCGGGAUCUCGCGGCGAGGAAUGUUUUGCUCGCAACCGGCAAGGUUUGCAAGAUCUCGGACUUUGGUCUAACUCGUGACGUGUAUGAAGACGAUGCGUAUUUGAAGCGUAGCAAGGGACGAGUGCCCGUAAAAUGGAUGGCGCCGGAAUCCCUGGCUGACCAUGUGUACACCAGCAAAUCGGACGUUUGGAGCUUCGGCGUGCUCCUGUGGGAAUUGGUCACGUUAGGAGCUUCCCCGUACCCUGGAGUGGACGUGCAUAAUCUCUACAAUCUGCUGAAGGCCGGCUAUCGCAUGGAGAAGCCGUCUAAUUGCUCGCUACAGUUAUACAAGCUGAUGGUAUCCUGCUGGCAUCAGGAACCUGGCAUGCGACCGUCGUUCAAGGAACUGACCAGCCAUUGGGAGCGUAUGCUGGAGGAUGGUGUCGAGUAUCUUGAUCUUAAUCCACGAACCGUCCAUAAUCAAGCUUACUUUGCGUCUCUGCCGGCUUUGGACAACGCGAGUGGUUCUGGUAACGAUCAGGUGGACAACGGGACUUUAAGGACAGACACCGUCAACUACCUCGGCCGGAUAUCUUCUGAGCCCGUCACUAAGUGCGACAAGGUGGACAAAUUGCAGGCGCUGUGGCAGCCAUCCAUAGCGUCCUUCCCCGAGGAAUCCAUGAAGUCGCCCUACGUGAACGAGCGACCUGCGAGCUUUAACGCCAAUCAUUACGAGAGCCCGAUAAAGCUGAGGAACACCAGCGUAACCAGCAACAGCGAAAACGACUUGAAAACACCUCCGAACGAACGUCCUCAGUCCUACAUCGAUAUGCAGGGGAAGAAACCGGCGGAAACGGAGGAUCUCUUGGUAUUUGGGAGCAUGGACGACGACAAGAACGACAAUAACGUGACGAAUUGAUCGACGUAAUCUCACGUUGGACAUUUGACAAAUGAGAAAAAUUCAAAAUGGAAAACGCAUGAGUUUUCCGAGUCUCGACGAGCCUUCGUAGUCUUGGGGCGAGUACGCGGCGGAAAGAAAGUAAAGGUAGCUAAUUGAGGGAGCAAUUGUUGAUCGCGAAUUACGCGAGAAAGAGAGGAAUAUUUAUUUAACGAGGAAGUGUGAGAGAGAAUUGUGUGCGAGCGAUUGGAAGCGAAUGAUUCGCAUGGGAUGAAAUGGAACUGCGCGAAAUGACGAUGGCGCUGGAUGAAUGAAAAUUUGUAAAAGCAAAUAUUAUAACGCCGUCAGGUAAGUCGCGAUUUUAAUUGUGUCGCGGGAAGAAUUCCUGAAAGAAUUCUUAAUCGAAUGGAACGCUCUGUAGGAAGUUAGGGAUAAACUAUAUCGCGCGGUUGCUAUACCAAGUAUAAAUUAAUAAUUAAUUUGCCGUGUUUUUAUGUACUUAAAGUCGUACGGCUGUAUGUUGAUCACCACUGAUAAGACCGCUUUUAAUACUAUUGAUAAUAAUAGUUGCGCAUUAUAAUCAUUCGUGCGAUUUCUCGAAAAAGAUCAUCGUACUCUUUCAGCAUUUGAAAAUCUUCUGUACGUUACACCACGCAACUGUGAUGAGGUUUGAGGAUCGUUGCUCACUGAGAACGCCAGGCUUUCCAAACUAAAGACGACAAGUUAUUUUCUAGUUGUCGUUAGCAAUUUCUGUUAAACAAUGCGAGCUUCAAUGGUGCAAAUAGGCGAGGAAACAUCUCCACGUUUAAUUUAAAACGUUUCACCCGAGGCGUAAUUUACCAGCGUCGUUAAUCGUUUUAAACCUGAGAGGCUGCAGAUUUGGUCUUCCAUCAAAUCUUUUUUGAUAGAUAGAUCCGUUUGUGAAGUUGUACGGCACCUUAUUCAACUUAACUUCGUCACGCUUCCUUUCGAAAGGAGAUACUUUCUAUUGUCGCACUAGCUUUCGUGGCUUUCGUGUGUCCGACGCAACGAAGCAGCAGAUCGCACGCAGAUCGAAGUGAUAACCGACCGAAGCAUAAGGGUAGUAUUUUCUACGAGACUCGUGUGCGGGCUCCGGUUAGCGCGACGUCAUAUCCGAAGAAGACUGUGUUUUGCCGUACCUCAUUGGGAACGGAAAAUCGUCCCUUUUGUAUUUACGUAUAAGAUGCAACAUUCCACCCACGAUUAGCCUAGUUACUUCUCGUACAGAUUUUAUAUCACGACUGCGUAUAAUUUCGACUAGUACACGUUCACGGGCUACACGUUUCGAUGUUUCCCUGUUUCCUUUUUAAACUCUCCGGGGCGUUGACGACAACGAUGUGGGGCACGCACGUUACAAGCCGUUAAUAUUGUGCCAUCUUAUUUUCUUGUAACUAAUAUAUCACAAGAACAUAUAAAAGGCGCUUCAAAAUGGA
Molecule: messenger RNA, 4898 nt
Organism: Vollenhovia emeryi
Lineage: Eukaryota; Metazoa; Arthropoda; Insecta; Hymenoptera; Formicidae
Gene: Ret
Product: proto-oncogene tyrosine-protein kinase receptor Ret
Exons: 17
Coding region: 337-3465 (1042 amino acids)
Biological process (GO): multicellular organism development; protein phosphorylation; cell surface receptor protein tyrosine kinase signaling pathway
Cellular component (GO): signaling receptor complex; axon
Molecular function (GO): transmembrane receptor protein tyrosine kinase activity; ATP binding
Source: RefSeq, a predicted model, not a curated record